This is a messenger RNA of Phytophthora sojae, 1008 nucleotides long. RefSeq lists its product as hypothetical. The record is from RefSeq and is a predicted model, not a curated record. Lineage: Eukaryota; Oomycota; Peronosporomycetes; Peronosporales; Peronosporaceae. The transcript has a single exon. Bases 1 to 1008 code for a protein of 335 amino acids.
AUGUCACGGAUCUCCAGCACCGUGUGGCGUGUCAAAUACCUCACCAAGCAGCAAUCUGGAGAGUUAUUUACAAGUGCUCAACACUCUCUGGCCGAAGGUACCGCAAUGAACAGCACAAGAAUCGGCAAACUUCACCGCGACAGUGAGGCGUUCCAUCGGCACGGCGCAGCUCGCAACCAGGGGUUCCCUAACCAUUUCGUGACGAGUCAGGUGCUGCAAGACCUGGAUCAGGAGCAAAGCAACUCUACAUCAUUGACCAGCCAGACGAAGGCAAUUGAGAUCUUCAGCUCCAACGACACACUCGACGCCAACUACGUACUCACGUCGCCUGAGCACAUUUCGGCGCAAAAUUACUGCGCAGCCAGCUUGUUCCAGCAGAAGCGCCUUACUCCGAUGGGUCUCUGGAGUCCCGUGAAGCAACCAGCUCCGUACAGUGUUCUAGGUGGGGAUUCGCUCGACAGAUCUUCGUCUCUCAAAGAGCUGAAGACUCGGAAACCGCGAGCUGCGUACGCAGCGCCACCUCAGCAGCCAGACGAUUGGAUUGAGAUCCGACGAGAGAUGCAGGCUCAGCUGGGCAUUGUAGAUCCAGCAGACCAGUUUGGAGCUACUAAUGCCCGGCCAAUGACGGGCUGCAGCUCGCGCUACUCUGACUCGGACUUGAUGAUCCACACCGAUGUCUCGACCUUCCUGACGGACUCAAACGAUAUCACUGCACGCCCAAUCACGGGCCAAGGCGCUCAAGAGUCCUGCGGCAAACUCGACCGCAGUCUACUGAAGACCCCGCCCCAGAAGCUCACGAUCGGCGGUGGUGCCAAGCUCGCGGCCGCGCGCGGGUGGCACCAGGUGGCCACCAAGACCCAAUUCGUCGUGGCCGCCCCGCUCAACGUCUCACGCAGCGCUCCACUGCUGCGGCACAUUCCUCCAGCGGUCAGCACUGCAACGCCCGCGCCAAAGUUGAAGCUGGCCAUUCUACCAUCACUCUGCCCUCCAGCGGCUCCUAAACCAUGA